Messenger RNA from Ochotona curzoniae (black-lipped pika), 3686 nucleotides. It is a transcript of the gene RAP1GDS1, whose product is annotated as Rap1 GTPase-GDP dissociation stimulator 1. NCBI's taxonomy places the organism in Eukaryota, Metazoa, Chordata, Mammalia, Lagomorpha, Ochotonidae. The record is from RefSeq and is a predicted model, not a curated record. Gene Ontology annotation, biological process: positive regulation of GTPase activity. Gene Ontology annotation, cellular component: cytosol. Bases 196 to 2022 code for a protein of 608 amino acids. The transcript has 15 exons. Gene Ontology annotation, molecular function: guanyl-nucleotide exchange factor activity; protein binding.
GCCGCCUGCAGCAGCGGCAGCACUGGCAGCGGCGGCAGCAGCAGCUGCUCCUCCCCGGCGGCCGGCCGCCCUUCCUGCCCCACCGCGGGUCCCUCCCCGGCCGUGAGAGAAGGAGGACACCGAGCCGCGCGCCGCCCGCGCCCCGCACCGCCUUCGCCUCGUCGCCCUGCCGGCUCCUCACCUUCUGGGAGGAACAUGGCAGAUAAUCUCAGUGAUACCUUAAAGAAGCUGAAGAUAACAGCUGUUGACAAGACCGAGGAUAGUUUAGAAGGAUGCUUGGAUUGUCUUCUUCAAGCCCUGGCACAAAAUAAUAUGGAAACAAGUGAAAAAAUACAAGGAAGUGGAAUACUUGAAUUGUUUGCAAAUCUGUUGGCUCCACAGUCACCCUGCACAGCCAAAGUAGCUAACAUCAUAGCAGAAGUAGCCAAAAAUGAAUUUAUGAGAAUCCCAUGUGUGGAUGCCGGUUUGAUUUCACCGCUGGUGCAGUUGCUGAACAGCAAAGACCAGGAAGUGCUUCUUCAGACAGGCAGAGCCCUAGGAAACAUAUGUUAUGAUAGCCAUGAGGGCAGAAGUGCAGUUGACCAAGCAGGUGGUGCACAGAUUGUAGUUGACCAUUUAAGGUCACUGUGCAGUAUAACAGAUCCCGCCAAUGAGAAGCUCUUGACUGUCUUUUGUGGCAUGCUGAUGAACUAUAGCAAUGAGAAUGAUUCCCUUCAAGCUCAGCUUAUCAAUAUGGGUGUGAUUCCUACCUUAGUGAAAUUACUGGGCAUCCAUUGCCAAAAUGCAGCUCUUACAGAGAUGUGUCUUGUUGCAUUUGGAAAUUUAGCAGAACUUGAGUCAAGUAAAGAACAGUUUGCUAGUACAAACAUUGCUGAAGAGCUGGUAAAACUUUUCAAAAAACAAACUGAACAUGAUAAAAGGGAAAUGAUUUUUGAAGUGCUUGCUCCAUUGGCAGAAAAUGAUGCCAUUAAACUGCAGCUGGUUGAAGCAGGCUUGGUUGAGUGUCUUCUAGAGAUUGUUCAGCAGAAAGUGGAUAGUGACAAAGAGGAUGAUACUGCUGAGCUCAAAACUGCUUCAGAUCUAAUGGUUUUAUUACUUCUUGGAGAUGAAUCCAUGCAGAAAUUAUUUGAAGGAGGAAAAGGCAAUGUGUUUCAAAGAGUGCUCUCUUGGAUUCCCUCAAAUAACCACCAGCUACAGCUUGCUGGAGCUUUGGCCAUUGCAAAUUUUGCCCGAAAUGAUGGAAAUUGUAUUCAUAUGGUAGACAACGGAAUUGUAGAAAAACUCAUGGAUUUAUUAGACAGACAUGUAGAAGAUGGAAAUGUGACUGUGCAGCAUGCAGCACUAAGUGCCCUCCGAAACCUGGCCAUUCCAGUUGUAAAUAAAGCAAAGAUGUUGUCAGCCGGAGUCACAGAGGCAGUUUUGAAAUUCCUUAAAUCUGAAAUGCCCCCAGUACAGUUCAAACUUCUGGGAACAUUAAGAAUGUUAAUAGAUGCACAAGCAGAAGCUGCUGAACAACUGGGAAAGAAUGUUAAAUUAGUGGAGCGUCUGGUGGAAUGGUGUGAAGCCAAAGAUCAUGCAGGUGUGAUGGGCGAAUCCAACAGACUGCUCUCUGCCCUCAUACGGCACAGUAAAUCAAAAGAUGUAAUUAAAACCAUUGUGCAGAGUGGUGGCAUCAAGCAUCUAGUUUCCAUGGCAACUAGUGAGCAUGUAAUAAUGCAGAAUGAAGCCCUUGUUGCUUUGGCACUAAUAGCAGCUUUAGAAUUGGGCACUGCUGAGAAAGAUCUAGAAAGUGCUAAACUUGUACAGAUUCUACACAGAUUGCUAGCAGAUGAAAGAAGUGCUCCUGAAAUAAAAUACAAUUCCAUGGUCCUGAUCUGUGCUCUCAUGGGAUCUGAGUCUCUACACAAGGAAGUUGAAGAUUUGGCUUUCCUAGAUGUUGUAUCCAAACUUCGUGGUCAUGAGAACAAGAGUGUUGCCCAACAGGCCUCGCUUACAGAGCAGAGACUGACUGUGGAAAGCUGAGACGUGCACCAUCAUCCUAUCUCUGAGAUCCCCUCUAGUCCUCUGUCCAGCUGCCCUCCUCUUCAUUCUCUACCAUAUCACUUGUGCAUGCGUGUAACGUUCCCAUACCAAUGGAAGAACUGCUGUAGGUACAUGCCUAGUAAGAUUUCUAAACACAUAGUUAGUGUGAACACGGCUUUGUCAAACAAGUCUCCACCCAUAAUAUGGUUCUCUUGUACUCCUGUUGCUUGAACUACAUUAACUAGAAUGUGCAUGUUGCAAACCUAUGAUGAUAUAAACUUGGUACUACAUGAUGACUUGCUCCUCACUUGCAGUAAGCUACAUAAUACUGUACUGGUAAAUUAGAAACCAAGAAUGCAGCAGGACCUGUCUAGCUAAUUAAGAUGAAAUUGAAUAGUAUAAAUAGCUCCAUUUUUUUGGUGCUUUCGGAAGCACAGUGACCAAAAAAAUUGUAUGGCUGUACACUCAUUAAUCUUACCUACAAAUGUCAAACCCCUGGUACCUAGCAUUGAAUAAAAUUCCAGUGCUCUCAAUCUUUACCCUAUGAUUUCUCCUUUCUCCUAGCAAUAGGCAACUGAAAUAGCCAAAAACUUGGCAAGACAUACUAAGGUUUCUGAUGCCAUUUCGUUGGCUGUCUUAAUACUCUGAAAAUUACAAAGGUUUUCAACAUCAACAUGAAACUAGGAGUUGAAGAACCUCUAACACUGGAGCAUUCAGUUACUACCUAUAUUUUAGAUUCUGGUACAUGUGCAGUCUCAACUCAGUAUCUUCUUCCAUCAGUUAAUCAGCAUUGUCAAGCACUUGUCUUUAAAACUCACUUGGUACUAGUCUUCAGGUGAAAGUGUAGCUCACUGAAAAAUGGAUUUGUGUGUGUGUGUGUGCUGCUGUUCAUUCAGUUUGCAAGUGAGAAGUUUUAUCUUGGUCCUUUUAAUCUUAUUAGGACUAGCAAGGAGGAAAGAUGAACAAAUAAACUUGUUUAAACUAAAAAAAAAAAAAAGGCAAGUUUUAAAAGCCAUAGUAGCCAGUCCAGUUCAUUCCACUGCUGGUCUCAUAUCUGUCAUUGUUAAGUGUCCACUUCCACUCUUCCAUUUAGAAGCAAGUAAUUGUAAGAAAGCAAAGACCCAAGAGAUGGGAAGACUCCCUGGGCAAAAUAGAGUAUAAUCUUCACUGCCACUACCACCACCAAAAUGGGUUUUUAAGAGCUUUAAAAUGCAGUCUUUGUAAAUUAAAGCAUCGUGUGACCUACCUGCCUUCUCCCUGUACCCAAGUUUGACCACUCUCGACCUAAAAAGCAAAAUGGCUCCAGUGUGGAAGAAAAGGACAAUAGCACAGGCUGCCCAGGAAGUGAAAGGCAUCCCAGCCUUCCAACAGGAGAAGCUGCUCCUGUCCACAGGAGCACCAAGUUGGACUUAGGACUCUACGAAAACAAUUCAGGGAAGGUCCGACCCUAAAGGAGGUAAAUCUUGACUUAUUGUUCCCUUUGAUAUCCAAAUAAGGAACUAAUGUGAGUGCUUAUGCUACACUUACUGUAAGAAUCUUGUUUGUUGUUUUUCUCCUGGACUGGAGAGUGGACUAUAUUUUACUAUAGGUUUUGAAAGACAUCUGUAAAGUUACAUAAUAGAUUGUCCAUAUUAAUAACUUAAUAAAUAAACAGUAUGAAACAA